AUGGACGCCGGAGGUGUUUUGCAUGCAAACGGUACGGCCAUUUUCAGAAUAUGUGUGACAGGCCCCUCCGGCGUCCUGCGAAUCGAGUCCAGGUGGUGUCGUCUGGAGUCGACGUCGACUCCGAGAUCGAAGACCACGUCUUCAGCCUCAGCUCUGCAGCGAGGGAGGGACGUUUUCCCAUCCAGUGGCCUUGGCAAGCUGAAGCAGUUCCAGCUGCAGCUGCACAUCGAUCCCGACGUCCAGCCAGUGGCCCAGAAGGCGCGACGGAUCCCAGUGGCGCUCCAGAAGGCUGUAGAGAAGAAGCUGGAGGAGCUGCUACAACAGGAGAUCAUUGAAAAGGCAAACGGACUCGUUGAGCGGCAAAACCGGACGCUGCUCAAAGCGAUCAGAGCUUCAGUGGCGGAGCAGCGCGACUGGCGGGAGUCUCUGCAGGCCUUCCUGCUGGCGUAUCGGACCACGCCACACCCGUCCACCGGGAAAAGUCCGGCGGAGCUGAUCUACGGCCGGGAGCUGAGGACCAAGCUGCCGGAGGUCGAUCCGCCGCCAGCACCCGGGCGCCGAGCGGUGCAGGCGGCCCAUGAUCGUAGCGGGAAGCGCGGCAAAGAGUAUGCGGACAGGCGGCGACGCGCAACGCCGCAUAACAUACGCGUGGGUGACAAAGUGUUGGUUCGUGUGCCCCGUAAAGUGGACAAACUGAGUGCUGCGUUCUUCAGGGAACCGUAUACUGUCGUCAGUGUGAACGGUUCACAGUUGACUGUAAGGCGGCCGGGGGACGGGAAACUGUUCAAGCGUAACAGCACUUUUUGUAAGAGGAACCCAACGAUGCCUGCCACUCUUCAGUUUCAGGUGCCGUCAACGAAGACCAAAACAGCCACUGUGUCAGAGUACCUGGAGAAGCUCACGCAACGGUUGAAACUGACCCACGACAUCGCUAUCCAGUCUUCCAACAGCAGACAUCAGCGCAACAAGAGGCUUUACGAGAAGAAGCUGACACAGCAUCAGUUCGAGGAGAUGAUUAUGUCCCACCGGCUCCUCUUGGCAUUUCAGACGCUGAUGAGCCUGCUGGCGUGA
Molecule: messenger RNA, 1071 nt
Organism: Amphibalanus amphitrite
Lineage: Eukaryota; Metazoa; Arthropoda; Thecostraca; Balanomorpha; Balanidae
Exons: 6
Coding region: 1-1071 (356 amino acids)
Molecular function (GO): nucleic acid binding
Source: RefSeq, a predicted model, not a curated record